This is a messenger RNA of Colletotrichum spaethianum, 522 nucleotides long. RefSeq lists its product as uncharacterized. The record is from RefSeq and is a predicted model, not a curated record. The coding region runs from base 1 to 522 and encodes 173 amino acids. The transcript has a single exon. NCBI's taxonomy places the organism in Eukaryota, Fungi, Ascomycota, Sordariomycetes, Glomerellales, Glomerellaceae.
AUGCCCUCCGAAAUCCCAAAAACCUACUCCGCUCUCUUCACCCUCCUCGACCCGCUAAUUGCCCUCUGGGGCACAUCCCUCUUCCUCCUAUCCCCGCACACCGUGACAUCCUCGUACCUCCCGGACAACUACACCCGCGCUUCCUCCUUGGACCCUUCGACCUCCCACCCGGCAGCGGCAGCCUCCCUAGACCCCGCGGCCUUCCAGGAGUACAACCUCCCCCUGCACGCCCAGAUCGCCGGCCACCUCCUCUCCAACGCCCUCCUAUCCAUCCUGCUGCUGCGCGCCGCGCCCAACAACCUCAAAGUAUGGCGCAUCUACCAGCUCUCCCUCUUCGUCGUUGACGUCUUUCUCCUCUACGGGACCUUUGCGUCGUAUCGCGUCCAGGGGCGUUUGAGCCCCUUGACGUGGCGCGUCGAGGACUGGGGCGCUCUGAGCAUCACGACGCUGGCUGGGUUAGCAAGGGCCGCAUUCCUGCUGGGAGUGGGCUUUCCGAAGCAGGACAGGGCGAAGAAGGCUUGA